AUGACAGUCCCGUUGAACCGAACCGGGUCUGCAGCUAUCAGGUUUCAAGUAGGCACAGGUGAGCGAGAGGGGCUUGGCAGCAACUGCACGCUUUUCACAGUCCUGCGCGCAUAUCUCCGCGACCAGUUCGCGCACGCGCACCGCGCACGCGCAGCUCCCUCGUUCAGUUGCCUGACACUGGCGGCGCUCGUGCGACAAAUGGAGUGGGUGCUCACGGAUGCGCUGCUCGCUCAGAGCAGGGACCCCCGGAGCCUGGUCGGGGCGCUGUGCCGCGGGGAGGCGUCCGCGGAGCGCGUGGAGACGCUGGGGUUUCUCCUCCAGCGGCUGGAGGACACAGACGCGUGCCCGGCCGCGCUGCUGCCGGAGGCGGCGCGGGAAGCGGCGGACGGGGGCGUGGACGCCCGGCCGGGCCGACGCUUCUGGAGUGUCGUGCAGACGGGACUGAGCCAGGCAGAGGACGCGCUCACGCGCAAGAGGGCGCGCUACGUGCUGCAGAGGGCCGUGGAGCUGGCCGCGGCGCUGGGGACCGACUGCACCUGCGGAGGCCCCGCAGCAAACGAUCCACAUUUAUUUUGGUGGCAUGAGAAGAAAAAGGAUGAGCUUCUAAAGUUUUGGGAAAAUUAUAUUUUAAUUAUGGAAACGCUAGAAGGAAACCAGAUACAUGUUAUAAAGCCAGUUUUACCGAAGCUAAAUAAUUUGUUUGAAUAUGCAGUGUCAGAGGAAAAAGGAUUUUGGCUCGUUCAUCCAUCCUGGCUUAUGUGUAUUUAUAAAAGAAUGUUGGAAAGUGAAAAUAAAAUCCUCAUCAAAGAAGGUGUUAUACAUUUUUUUGAGCUCUAUGAAACAAAAGUUCUUCCAUUUUCACCAGAAUUUUCUGAGUUUAUUAUUGGACCAUUAAUGGAUGCACUUUCAGAGAGCACUUUGUAUAGCAGGUCCCCAGGCCAGCUGAUAGGAAGUGGUUCACCAUUGGGAUUGAAAUUACAGAAGUUUUUAGUCACUUACAUGUCUCAUCUUCCAGAAGAAACAAAGAAUAGUUUUCUGUUAAAGUUUAUUCAGAAAAUGGCAAGUAGACACUGGUGUGCUGUUCCCAUUUUGUUUCUAUCCAAGGCUUUGGCAAAUGUCCCAAAAUGUAAAGCUUUGGGAAUAGAAGGACUUCUUGCUCUCAGGGACGUUCUUCAGUGUACUAUGAUCACACAUCAGAUUCUAUUGAGAGGGGCAGCUCAGUGCUAUCUUCUUCAGGCAGCCAUGAAUUUAGUAGAUGUGGAGAAAGUGUCUUUUUCCGAUGUCUCAACUUUUCUCGUAUCUCUGAGACAAGAUGAAUCCUUAGGACGAGGAACUUUGUUGUGGACAGAGCUCUGUGACUGGCUACGUUUUAAUGAAAGCUCUUUUAGGCGAUCCUCAAAUUGUAGCUCCGUUGGACUUCAUGAGACAUCGUCUUUGAAUGCUUAUGUAAAGAACCUAGUUCAAGAGUAUAUUAAGUCAUCUGCUUGGGAAAGAGAAAACAGCUUUAUGCCUGAUUGGCUUGAAGCUAAGCUGGUUGCCAUGAUGGUCUUACUGGCUGUGGAUGUGGAAGAAAUGAAGACUCGAUGUAGUGAAAAACGGAAAAUACAGAAUGUAUUAAGGAUAUUCUUAGAUCCUCUUCUGGAUGCCCUUAUGAAGUUUAGUACAAAUGCCUACAUGCCCUUGCUGAAAACUGACAGAUGCCUCCAGUUGCUGUUGAAGUUACUGCAUACUUGCUUGUUGAGAGAUUCCAGUACCCAAGAUGAUGAAGUAUUUAAUCUUCUUCAGAACUUUGUCAUGUCUGCUACAGAGAGCAUUUCUGAAUUUCUUCUCAGAAGACUUACUAUGAAUGAACUAAGUAUGGUUUCAGAUCUGGAUCGUUGCCAUUUAUACCUAAUGGUAUUGACUGAGCUUAUAAAUCUCCAUCAGAAAGUUGGGUUAAAAAGAGGUAACCAUAUAUGGAAAGUGAUUUCUUCUUUGAAAAAUGCAUCUAUUCAACAUCUUCAAGAGAUGAACAGUGGGCAGGAACCAAAAAUUGGUAGGCAGAUUCAGAAAGUGGUUAGUAUGGGUGCUUUGGCCAUGGUGUGUAAGGCCAUUGAUCAGAAUCCAGAGCUGCAGCUUGAGUCACUGGAUGCUGGGCCUAUGGAGAGCUUCCUGUCCUCUUUCCAGCUCAACCAAGCCUUACAGAAGCCUCACACAGUGGAGCCAAGCAGCUUUUUUAAAGAAUCAUCAUCUUCCCAAGGAUGGGGGAAAAUAGUUGCACAGUAUAUCCAUGAUCAAUGGGUCUGCCUUUCUUUCCUACUGAAAAAAUACCAGGCCCUUAUACCAACCACAGAAUGUGAAAUUUUGGAACCCUUUCUACCUGCUAUUCAAAUGCCAAUAAGGACUUUGCAGUCUGCAUUAGAAGCCCUCACAAUUCUUCCUUCUAAUCAAGUUUUACCUGUAUUCCAGAGCAUGAAAAUUUUGGUCCCCAAGCUUCUAACUUCCUGUGAGUCACUAUGCAUGGAGUCUUUUGACAUGGCCUGGAAAAUCACAUCUUCUUUAAGCAACACUCAGCUUAUAUUCUGGUCUAAUUUAAAAGCGUUCGUUCAGUUUGUGUUUGAUAACCAAGUGCUUAGCAUUGCUGCAAAAAUCAAGGGCCAGGCAUAUUUCAAAAUAAAAGAGAUUAUGUACAAAAUAAUUGAAAUGUCUGCUGUAAAAACUGGAGUCUUCAAUACACUGAUAAAUUUUUGCUGCCAAUCAUGGAUUGUUUCUUUAUCAAAUAUUUCCCAAAGCUCUUUAUCAAGUGCUAAAAAUUAUAGUGAACUUGUCCUUGAAGCUUGUAUAUUUGGACCUGUGUUUCGACGUGAUCAGAGACUUAUUCAGGAUGUGCAGACCUUCAUAGAAAAUCUUGAACAUCAAUGUGCAGCAAACGUUGUUAUUGAAAAUACUAAAAGAGAGGACCAUUAUGUGAGAAUUACUGCUGUCAAAUUCCUGUGUUUACUAGAUGGUUCAAAUAUGUCUCAUAAGUUAUUUAUGGAAGACCUCGCAAUCAAGCUAUUGGAUAAAGAUGAAUUGGUGUCCAAGUCAAGAACUCGCUAUUAUGUAAAUUCUCUACAACACAGAGUGAAAAACCGAAUCUGGCAGACUCUGCUUGUACUUUUCCCUAGAUUUGAUCAGAAUUUCUUGAAUGGGAUUAUUGACAAGAUUUUCCAGGCUGGCUUCAUCAAUAAUCAAGCAUCUAUAAAAUAUUCUAUAGAAUGGCUUAUUAUAUUGGCUCUUCAUAAAUUCCCUCAAUUUCUUCCAAAGUUCUGGGAUUGUUUUUCUUAUAGUGAAGAAAAAUUUAAAACGAGCAUUUGUACAUUUUUAUCAGUUUUGUCACACUUGGACAUCAUUAUGCAAAAUAUUCCAGAUAAGAAACGAAUUCUGAAGCAAGCCCUUGUUGUUGUUCUGCAGUGGUGUUUCAAUCACAAUUUCAGUAUUCGACUUUAUGCUUUACUUGCUCUUAAGAAGAUCUGGGGCAUGUAUAAAACAUUUCACGUAGAAGAAUUUGAUGCUUUGAGUUCUGUGAUUGAGUCCAGUCUUAACCAAGUGGAAAACAUGCAUGGAGCUGGGAAUGCCAAGAAGAAUUGGCAGCGUAUUCAAGAGCAUUUCUUUUUUGCAACAUUUCACCCACUUAAGGAUUAUUGUUUGGAGACCAUAUUUUACAUCCUUCCACGGCUUUCAGGUCUUAUUGAAGAUGAAUGGAUUGCCAUUGAUAAAUUUACCAGAUUCGCUGAUAUUCCUUUAGAUGCGGGAUUCCAGGGGUACUUCUCUCAAACUGAACUUUGUGAAUUAAAACCAGGUGACUGGAAUCAGCAGGAUAUAGAUUCUAACUCAAAUGAAGCAGAUAACCAGUCAGAGUGGACAAAUGUUCAGAAGAAGAUUAUCCCAUGGAAAAAUAAUGUUCCCGAUUUAGAGUUUCAGGAUCGUGCUGCCAAGCUGGGAAAGUCAAUUGGCAGACUGAUUGUAGUGGGUUCACUCAUUGAUAAACCAACUAAUUUAGGAGGACUAUGCCGAACCUGUGAGAUAUUUGGAGCCUCGGUACUUGUGGUUGGCAAUCUUCAUUGUACCAAUGAUAAACAGUUUCAGCACCUCAGUGUUUCAGCAGAAGAAUGGCUUCCUUUAGUGGAGGUGAAACCACCCCAGCUAAUGGAUUAUCUACAGAAGAAAAAAGCAGAAGGCUAUACCAUCAUUGGUGUGGAACAAACUGCCAAAAGUUUAGACCUAACUGAGUACUGCUUUCCUGAGAAAUCUCUCCUCUUGUUGGGAAAUGAACAUGAAGGAAUUCCAGCAAAUCUGAUCCAGCAGUUGGAUGUUUGUGUAGAAAUUCCUCAACGGGGCAUCAUCCGCUCACUUAAUGUCCAUGUGAGUGGAGCUCUACUGAUCUGGGAAUACACAAGACAGCAGAUGCUCAAGGACUGAGAUGAAAGUUCAUGCCAUAUUGGUGAUGAAAUUUUCGUGCUGCUGUUGGACUUUUCUUUUUGUUGCUUUUCCUUCAAACUAUUUGGAAUAAUGAAAUAAUUUUUAUCUUUUUUUCUUACAAUUUAAUGCCAA
This is a messenger RNA of Echinops telfairi (small Madagascar hedgehog), 4572 nucleotides long. It is a transcript of the gene TARBP1, whose product is annotated as TAR (HIV-1) RNA binding protein 1. The coding region runs from base 1 to 4440 and encodes 1479 amino acids. The transcript has 32 exons. Gene Ontology annotation, biological process: tRNA methylation. Lineage: Eukaryota; Metazoa; Chordata; Mammalia; Afrosoricida; Tenrecidae. Gene Ontology annotation, molecular function: RNA binding; tRNA (guanine) methyltransferase activity. The record is from RefSeq and is a predicted model, not a curated record.